AUGCUUUGUCUUCGUUCUUCUCGUAUUCUUAUCCGGCAAUCUGCUUCGUCGUUAGUCGCGAAUGGCUGUUUUCGUCGAGAGUUUCAUCGUUCUCAAUUUAUACAAAAAGAAAGAGAACAAAAAAUUGAAGCUAACAAAGAUAUGAGCGAUGGCCCUUCAGAUGCUCAUCCUGCUAGUUCUGUACUUGCUGGUACAAUCCUCAAAAACCUCAAUAUUAAAGCAGGCGGUGUUGAUCCAGUAGCCAAAGAAGAUAACGAAUAUCCUGAAUGGCUUUGGACUCUUUUAGAUGCUCCUGCUUCAGACUCUCGCACUGCUUUAAGCCGCUCUCGCAAGAACGCGAUUCGUACAUCCAACUUUUUGAAAAAGAAAUAA
Schizosaccharomyces octosporus yFS286 is the source of this 372-nucleotide messenger RNA. Its product is annotated as ribosomal protein subunit L37. Gene Ontology annotation, molecular function: structural constituent of ribosome. NCBI's taxonomy places the organism in Eukaryota, Fungi, Ascomycota, Schizosaccharomycetes, Schizosaccharomycetales, Schizosaccharomycetaceae. The coding region runs from base 1 to 372 and encodes 123 amino acids. Gene Ontology annotation, cellular component: mitochondrial large ribosomal subunit. The transcript has a single exon. The record is from RefSeq and is a predicted model, not a curated record.